AUGAUGCAACCGACCGGCGUUGUCCCACCUCCAAUGCCUCCGAUGCCUAUGAAUCAACAACAUCCACAACAGCAGCAGCAACAACAACAACAUCCACAACAGUACCAACAACAACCACCGCCACCACAGCAGUGGAUGAUCACGCCACCGCCUCAACAAUAUUUUCAACCUCAGCCGCCGUCCAUGGGCUGGGCUCAACAGCCUCCUCAGGCGGCGGCGGCGUCGACACCUCAGCAGAUGCAGGCGUUGCAAACUCAGCCUCAGCAGUACGCUGCGGCUCCGACUAGCUCCGAUGAGAUUCGUUCUCUCUGGAUCGGUGAUUUGCAGCCUUGGAUGGACGAGAAUUAUGUUUCCAACUGUUUCUACCAGACUGGAGAGGUAACAUACUUAGAUGAAGAUGCUUGUGAGAAGUUUUAUUCAGCAAUUUUAUGCCUACUGGUAAAUGCUGUUUUUCAGAUUCUUUCAGUGAAGGUUAUUCGUAACAAGCAGACUUAUGAAUCUGAGGGUUACGGAUUCCUUGAGUUCAGGACUCGUGCAGCAGCAGAAAUUGUUUUACAGACUUAUAAUGGCACCCCGAUGCCAAAUGCUCAACAGAAUUUCCGGCUGAACUGGGCUACCCUUGGUGCUGGGGAGAGACGUGCAGACGACACUGCAGACUACACAAUAUUUGUUGGAGAUUUGUCUGCUGAUGUCACAGAUUAUGUGCUGCAAGAAACUUUCAAAUCUGUGUACACAUCGGUGAAGGGUGCAAAAGUUGUCACAGAUAGAAACACUGGACGUUCCAAGGGUUAUGGCUUUGUUAGAUUUGGAGAUGAGGGUGAACAAAUGCGCGCUAUGACUGAAAUGAAUGGGGUAUACUGUUCAAGUAGGCCCAUGCGAAUUGGGCCUGCUGCUACCAAGAAACCCGGGGGGGGACAGCAGCAAUAUCAGAAAGCUUCCUACCAGAAUCCUCAAGGAAAUCAGGGCGAGAGUGAUCCAAAUAAUACAACAAUAUUUGUUGGUGGUUUGGACCCCAAUGUUACGGAUGACCAUUUGAGGCAAGUAUUUGGCCAAUAUGGUGAAUUGGUUCACGUGAAAAUACCAGUGGGAAAGCGUUGUGGGUUUGUUCAAUUUGCUACCAGAGCUUGUGCUGAGCAAGCCUUAUCAAGUUUGAAUGGGUCUGUAUUAGGUGGACAAAAUAUCCGACUCUCAUGGGGCCGAAGUCCCUCAACCAAACAGGCUCAGCCGGAUCAGACUCCGUGGAAUGGUGGGUAUUAUGGAUACACACAAGGGUACGAAGCAUAUGGAUAUGCCCCACCUCCCCAAGACCCAAAUAUGUACUUUGGAGGUGGCUAUCCUGGAUAUGGGAAUUACCAACAGCCGCAGCAGUGAUCUGUUGUCGUCUGGGAAGCAUGAGGGCUGUUGUGAGUUUCACUCGCUUCCAGUCGAUGUCUCCAGUUCUUGGAUGUAGUAUAAUCUUGUGCGGUUGUGGAUUUGGUACACACACUAAGUAAUCCGUUUGUGGUCUAUAUAUGAAAUUGUUCUUUUCUUUGCUUUGCUAUGCUAUGCUAUGGUGGAAUUUCUCGAGUUUGUCUGAGGCGAUGCUGAGGAUAUUGAAGUACACUUUUCCAUCUAAAUUAUGAUGUCUUAUUUAAAUCAUGGAAUCUGAAUUGCUAUGGUUUAAUUUUGAUGCCUG
Messenger RNA from Ilex paraguariensis (yerba mate), 1675 nucleotides. Lineage: Eukaryota; Viridiplantae; Streptophyta; Magnoliopsida; Aquifoliales; Aquifoliaceae. The record is from the annotation of a GenBank genome assembly.